GGCUUAUUGCCAUACGGGGGACGAUAACAGACGAAAAUCAGACAACGACGCGAUAGCAUCGACGACAAAUAACGAGCGAAAAUUCUGUGUUCCGCGAAAAAAAACGAAAACGUAUUAAUUUGUUGGUAGCGCCGCUGUCGUCCGCACAUUCUGUGCUUCCGUGCUCGAUUGAUGUUCGAUGCAUCAACUGUUGGGAACAUCGAUUAACGAUCUUCAGUUGUCCGGACUCGCGCUUUUCGAUACAAUUCUAUCAAUCGUUAUCACCUAAACGAGUGUUUGUUUUCGAUCAUGUUACCAUGUAUAGUUCGGUAAUUGUGCCAAUAGCCGAUAACGCGAUAAUAUAAUGUGGAAUAAUGAUGCCUACGAUAGAAAUGUAAAUUUGAAAAGCGGAAGACCGUCAACAGUUCUUUUGAGAUCCAAAAAAUGUUUCUUGAUUUUCUUGUCGGCGCUCUUUUUAUGUCUGCUCUUCCUGGGAAAGGAACAAGAAACUUUGCAACAGAUAGGGAUCAAGGAAACCUUAACCGUCAAGAAAUAUGAUGGCACCUGGAGAAAUCUAUCCGCAGAAGAGAAAAGUCGAUUGUCUGUACUUGGACGCAUCUUGUUCUUGGAAGAAGACAGGCCACCCCAGAAGGAUCAGCAAUUUUUGGUCCUAUUUUGGAAAUACGGCAAAUUCAUCAAAGACAGGCACUUGAACUACUACACCAAAGAGACGCACAAUCCUCUAGAGGAUUGCUCAGUUAACAAUUGCAAGUUUUCCUUCGACGACAAAGACCUCAAGAGUGCAGACCUCGUGGUCUUCCACCUGCACCGCACCAAGGGGCUUGAGGACCUACCGCCCAAACGGGGCAGAACCGACCAGAUAUGGACCUUCCUGACUGACGAAAGCCCUCACCACACCUUCCUCAAGAGGUCGGUGGACAUCAAACAGUUCAACGGCAAGUUCAACUGGUCCAUGACCUACAGGAUGGACUCUGACGUGCCUGUGCCGUACGGCAGGACCAGAAAAUUAACUGGAGAAGUCCUCGCGAAGAAGACUGAAACGCCCAAGAAGAGAAGAGACAAGCUGGUGACCAUCCUAGGGUCCAACUGCGGGGGCAAGAACCGCAGAUGGGACUACGUGAGGAAGCUAAACAAGUCCAUCGGCUUGGAUGUCUUUGGCCGUUGCGGGAACAAGACGGCAUGUCCUGGGCAUUUCAAAAGCGACUGUCCAGCAAUCGACAACUACCUCUUCUACCUAUCCUUCGAGAAUUCGGACUGCAGGGAAUACAUAACUGAAAAAGUGUUCUGGAAUGGAUACCACAAAAACUCAAUCCCCAUAGUGAUGGGGUACAAUAAGAAGACGUACGAGAAAUUAUUACCCCCAAAUUCUUUCCUUCAUGUAGACGACUAUGCGAGUCCCAGUGAUCUGGCUCGAAUGAUACUAAACCUAAACGAAACUGAGAACUAUAAGGAUUAUUUCCAAUGGAAAAAGAAUUACGAGGUGGUCGACGAACAUGGAUACUUCAAAAGUAAAUCCUACCACCUAUGCAGAAUAUGUGAAGCUUUGAACUUCAAUAAUAGGAUUCCGAAAGUUUAUGAUAAGUUGGAAGAUUUUUGGAAUAAAUCCAAGGAUUGUAGUGAUUCUUGAGUUGUACGAAAAACUUUUCGGAAUCUUAUAUAAAAGUUACUAAUUGUUGCAUACUAUUUGUACAGUAUCCUAAAAUAUGUAAAUAGUUACCAAAGAAACAAAGUUUAUUUGUAUAUAAAUAUGAAGAUA
Molecule: messenger RNA, 1756 nt
Organism: Harmonia axyridis
Lineage: Eukaryota; Metazoa; Arthropoda; Insecta; Coleoptera; Coccinellidae
Product: alpha-(1,3)-fucosyltransferase 7-like
Exons: 5
Coding region: 344-1627 (427 amino acids)
Cellular component (GO): membrane
Molecular function (GO): alpha-(1->3)-fucosyltransferase activity
Source: RefSeq, a predicted model, not a curated record